GUGCUCUUCCGGGUCAGUACUGAUGUCACCGGAAGUUAAAGGAAGACUUGAGUCGGGUAACAUGGCAACGCGCCUGCGAAGCUCAAAAGUGUGGGAAUAUUUUAUAAGAACAAAAGAAAAAAGUGUGCAAUGCAACAUCUGCAAGGCAGAACUUGCGUACCACGGCAGCACUACGGCGAUGCACGAACAUCUAAAGAGGAAGCACGUUCUGACUGAUAGUGAAAACGCCGAAGAAGGGUCUUCGUCUCGUUGUAAAAAACUAUGUUCUUCAUCAGUGGACGCCUUUGUUACAAGGCCAGCUACAUGCACACCUCAGCAGGCAGAAAUACUGACUGAGUCGAUACUCAAAAUGUUGGUGACGGACAUGAGACCCAUCUCCAUGGUGGAUGAUCAGGGGUUUAAAGAAAUGAUUAAACAGUUCAACCCGGAUUAUCACGACUACUACCUGCCGAGUAGAUCUCAUUUCACCGCAUUGAUGGAGAAGAAAUAUUUUGCAACCUUUGAGAAGGUGAUGACUGAGGAAAAACCAUGGGCCCUAUUUUCCGAGGUGGGUGGCGAGGGUUACCUCAAAGAGGUCGUCGACAUAAUGAAUGAGGAGUUCCAUCUCGUCAGCCAUAAAGACUUUUUGAAGAAUCCACUCCUGUUUGGCCCUAAAAUCCAGGCCCUGUUUGUCUGGAACUGCUGCCCUGCAGCCGAUCCGUUGUUGUUGACUUCCUUGCCGUCGCUAAAGGUGGUUGCCAAUGGUGGAGUGGGCAUCGACCAUCUGGAUGUACCACACAUCAACAGCCUUGGGGUGACAGUGACCAACACACCCGGGGUGGUGAGUGUUGCCACUGCAGAUAUGGCCAUGGGUUUGCUUCUGGCAUCUGCACGAAAGAUUGUUGAAGGUCACCGAAUAUCUGUUGAUCCCAAGACCACAUAUUUACCACAAAGCCUGAUGGGAGUUGAAGUAUCGGGAUCUACUCUGGGAAUUAUUGGAAUGGGAAACAUUGGAUAUAAAAUUGCUCAGAGGGGUAAAGGCUUCGACAUGCGGAUUCUAUAUCACAAUAGAACAAGACGAUGUGUCAUAGACGAGGAGGCUGUGGGGGCUUUUUACUGCAAGAACAUGGACGAACUGCUGAAAGAGUCUGACUUUGUUGUGCUGGCGGUCAAUCUGACCCCUCAAACCAAACACCUGAUUGGCCACAGAGAGCUGUCCCUCAUGAAAGACACGGCAACACUAGUUAACAUCAGCAGAGGUUUGGUUGUAGACCAGGAUGCUUUGGUCAUGGCCCUCCAGUCUGGAGUUAUUCAAGCAGCAGCGUUGGACGUGACUCAUCCAGAACCGUUACCAAGAGAUCAUCCUCUCCUCAGCCUUCCCAAUGUGCUCAUCACCCCCCAUGCCGGGACCAACACUAAUGCCACAAUAAGAAAGAUGGUUCAGCUGAUGGUGGAGAAUGCAGUCGCUGUUAUAAAAGGGUUUCCUGUUCCCAAUGAAGUCAAGCCCUAAAACACUGUAAUAUCUGCAUUUAUGAUCAACUGACUUCAUAUUUUUUACAUUACAGAUUUUUAUUUUUGACUGAUGUUUUAAAAACAAAAAUGGUCUUGAAUUGGAGAUUCCGUAAAGGUUUCUGGACAGCAAAUCAAAUGUUAUUCUAAAGAGGUGGGCAACCAAGCCCCCAUAUUUAGCUAUGUCUUUACAUUUAUAGUUGUCCUAGAGUUCUUUUGUAAUCUUGGCCAAGAAAUGUAUCAAAAAUAAGUUCUAAAUAAUAAGUCACUGUGAACAGUUUUCCUAAAUUAAAUGUUAGUCUUUAUCUGUUUUUGUUUUCUUGUAAAUGUUGUAAAGUUCCUAGUUGCUUAUCUGUUAAUAUGUUCUUUUUUGAAUUGUUAAACUGGGUAAUCACAGGAAUUAUGUGUGUGAAAAAAAUAAAAUGUGAUUCCAAGA
Messenger RNA from Oryzias melastigma (Indian medaka), 1924 nucleotides. RefSeq names its product probable 2-ketogluconate reductase. Gene Ontology annotation, molecular function: DNA binding; hydroxypyruvate reductase [NAD(P)H] activity; glyoxylate reductase (NADPH) activity. Gene Ontology annotation, cellular component: cytosol. The coding region runs from base 23 to 1489 and encodes 488 amino acids. The record is from RefSeq and is a predicted model, not a curated record. The transcript is spliced from 7 exons. Lineage: Eukaryota; Metazoa; Chordata; Actinopteri; Beloniformes; Adrianichthyidae.